Molecule: messenger RNA, 1131 nt
Organism: Apis florea (little honeybee)
Lineage: Eukaryota; Metazoa; Arthropoda; Insecta; Hymenoptera; Apidae
Product: mannosyl-oligosaccharide alpha-1,2-mannosidase IA-like
Source: RefSeq, a predicted model, not a curated record
UGCUCGCGUGCCACGGCAUUUGUAAUGGCGUGCGACGGCUAGGAAAAGGGCAACAACGCGCACGAGUGCUCGAGUUUUCGUCUGUUGUAAAAACGGGAAGUGCGUUAGUGCGUGCGUGGUGUGACAGUAUCGUUAAAAUGACAACGACGUCGAGCAUUCUGCCGUCGUAUCAGCGGUUCGUGAACGGUGUGCCGGUGCCUCUAUUCUCGAGACGGUCGUUCCGCCCGCGUGAAAAGUAUCUGAUCAUGUUGGUGUUUUUGACGUUCGGUGUCGUGUGUUUCGGAACGUUCUUCUUUUUGCCGGAUUUCCGUCCGGGCACCGGCGGCGUCGCAGUGAACAGUGUUUACCGUGUGUACCAACACAUGCAAAAAGCGGGACCGGAAUUACUUAUACCGGCGCCACCUCGUUUACAAGGGGGUAUAAAGGGGUCCAUAGGUCAUCUUAAUGCUGUGCCACCUGGACACGAGGGCAUUGAUCAUCAGGAUGUGCAUAUUCUUCAGGACAAGCAAAAGCUGCAGGUCCGCGCGUGUGUCAGAAUCUCGACGUUGCGCUUCUUUCGAUUCUCGAUUGUGCUCGACUCUCGAUUUUGUAGCUUACUCGCAAACUCGUGAUUUCGCUUGUCAUCGUUUCUUGAGAAAUCAAAUGGUGCUGUUCUCUUUGACAAUAAUUGUAUGAUCUUUCUCGUCGUGAUGUCCUUGUUUUUUAUAACGUCUUAUGUGGUCCGUUCUUUCAGCUGUUACACGCUUUCCCGAUUCGUUUGUUUACAUGCGGCCAUCGUGACGUAUCGCAGGCACACGUGUACACGCGUAACGGAGCAAAAGUUCACACAAUCCGUAAUUCUUAUUUUUUUAAUUCGUGAUUAUUUUUUGCUAUGUUCAUUCGAUUUGAUUCCGCGCUAACGGUCAAAACGCGCUAAUUGUCAAUGUGUGUAUAUGAGCUACAUAUUUAUUUCAAUAUGGCCACCAUAUUUUAUUUAAUAUCGAUCGAUCUGUCAAGAUUCGAUAAUCGUAAUCGUUUAUCGUUUUGGAGCGCCAUUUUGUUAGUUUUGUGUCUGCGAUUAUCUUUUUUAAUCCUGUUUUCAUUACGAAUUGUGCGUGAAUAACGAAACGUUUUACCCACGUUUUGUGUAAU